Molecule: messenger RNA, 40466 nt
Organism: Porites lobata
Lineage: Eukaryota; Metazoa; Cnidaria; Anthozoa; Scleractinia; Poritidae
Source: the annotation of a GenBank genome assembly
UACGGCCCUCUGCAACGAAACGUGUUCGCCUAGAUGGAUUCUUCUUCUUGUAGCGGCAUGUUAUUGAUAUAAAGCGGUUCAAUAUCUUAUGAGAUGAUUGGUCAGCUUGAAAUGCGCGAUGCUUUGAUCUUCAUCGUGAACUUUUGGCUGUGUCGCAAUCUUGCAGACCAUUUUAGCGAACUGACUCGAUCCCAUGGCAUGUGGGCCUGAUGUGUAAAGUUACAAUUAUCGAAACGACCCUGAAAAGGAGCGAUCUGUUGUUUUUUGCUUUGGUAUUUGGCUCAACAACUCAGCCAUGGUAGCCGAGUGGAUAUCUUGUCUUGAAAAACGGUGAGUUCGAUAUUCUUAUUUGUUCCUAUUACUUCAGUAUUAUGUACAUCGUUAUUCCUAGAGGACGGGCCAUUAUCUCAUUAACUAGUAAAAGUUAUAACUUAUACGAGUAGGAAAGAAUGUCUACAAUUUCCUUUAGGGUCCCCAUUACUCCGAAAAUACGGUAUAAAAUUCUAAAACAUCAGCAAUUUAAUUAAAUAGUUAAAAUCGAAGAGCUAAAAAACCUUGCAUUAGAUUGAAUAAAAAAUUGAAAAGGAAAAAACAAUGUGAAAUAAAGAGAUGUAAAAUAUCUUAUCUGAUUUGGACCAUGUAACAAGGAAAUUCAUUUAAUCGAAAGUCCAGCUGAAUGACAGGAAUCUGCAUACAUUAUAAUAUUAGUACAAUUAAAAUUCCUUUGCUUUGAUGUAAACUUAAUUCGUCUUUUCUUUGAUCCAGGCAGAAUUUAUUACAUCAUGUCGCCAGUUCGACCGACUGUAUCGUAUCGCUCUUACAAUAACACAAUCGGGAUUGUUCUAAAUUUGAUGAUUGUAGUCGAGGCCUAUCAACUUCCUGUAUCCAACUAAAAAAUGCAUGAUUAGACGCAUAUUUAGAACCUACGAGACGGUUAAUUUGAACAGUAUAACUUUAACGCUAGUUGCUUUCCAAUAAACAAGUCUUAAAGUCAAAACAACUAACAUAACCCGCACAAUCAGAGUAUAAUUAUCAUGAUAUUAAUAGUUCAACUUAAUAUGUAGUAUUGUACUUAUUUACAUGAUAGUGUUUUCAUUUUUUAAAAUUUUUUGUAUUUUAUUUUACGUUGCAAUUAAACGUUACAAUAAAAUAAUUUACACAAAAGAAAGUCUGUUACGCUCCUCCAAAUAACAGCUCACUCGACAGUAACUGAUAGCUUUAUUUUGUUGUGGGUUUUAAAGAAACCUCUUGAAAACUACCCGAGCAUUGCAAAUUAGACAUAGAUGAAUACUGGCCCAACCUGCUGAAUUUACGAAAAGAAAAAGGAAACGAACUGGAUGGCAUGGCACCUAGUUUCUGCUGGAAUUUUGCGGUGCAUUUUAUACUUAAAAAUCUUAUAAUACCACUUUGAUAGUCGACUAUAACUGAUCAGUAAAAGACAACUUGGAAUAAUGAACCUUUCUAGAAACUUCUAUUUUAAAUUAGGAACCAAUUCCAUAAUAUAGCAAUAAUAUCAACAAUUAAACUUAAGCAAUUUCAAAUCAUUUAUCACAACUAACCUUGGCCAAACACUUUUGACGUCAGACGUGAUUUUAGAGAGAUUAGAGAGAUUAAGAUUCACGUUUACGACAAACGGCAAACGUGACUCUGUACCACGUGACCAAGUGUUUCCCUUAAUUGUCGACAAGUGUUUAUUACUUCAACUAAAAAAUAAGUAGUUUCACGCCAGUUUUAUACUUAAGAACUGUUCUGGACAUUUUUUAUCUGCUUAUUUUCUAUUCGGAGGAAUUCUUAACAUGAAUCUGACGUAUGCCGUUUGGCGUAAACGUGAAUCUUAAUCUCUCUAUUAAAAUCACGCUGACGGCAAAAGUCAGUUUUAAUCUCGCACCAAGUUUCUCCUUUACUUUUCGUCUUUGUUGAUUAUAUCUUGAGAAGCAAUAGUAGUUUCGAUUCCGAAUCAUCCAUAAAAAUAUUUUCCACAGUUUUUAUCUGCUCACCAAUCCUAAUUCAAAAAAUUGUCAAGUUGAAUCUGACAUUUGUCGCUUACCCGUAAACGCGACUCCGUAUCUCUCUAGUAAGUUUAGUACGGAUAUGAAACGUAGGCCAAAUAAAUUUAAAUUUCAUAUAUUUUUUUUAAUUAAUACAUCUUUGAAAACUUCUUCAGAAAUUACAAACUGCCCUAGAAAUUUCGGAUGAAUUUCAGUACCGUAGAAUUUUACUUCAUCUUUGGAGUAUUUGAAUAAAGUUAAUUAAAACUAGUGCCAGUGUUUGAGUGCCUAAAAUGGCUACCCGUAAUUAUAAUACGAAUAAGCUUACGUGAUUAGGUAAUAAGACUUUAGUUUCUUCGGCACCAAUCAGUUUAUAGAUACAAACGGUUACCAUUGCUCCCAGUUCUUAGCAAUUGGCUGGAACCUCGACUAUGUCAGCGUAGCACUAUUUUUCCAUUCCAUUCCACAGGCAUAUCUGUUUUAUCUAUUUAGCUCUUUACCCCUGUUGAUAUCACUAUCUUUACCAUGGUGCGAUUGUAUCGUGCGACUUUACUCCUUCGCGCAAGAAAAGAACGGUCAUCGAAAUUAGGGAAAGCGAGUACAUCCUUGCUGUCCAUUAAAAAAAGCACGUUUAAAGGUCUACUCACUCGUGUUAUAAUACCAAUAACGGCGUCUUUUUCAUUUAGACCUGCAGACAGGACAGGUGAAGAUCUGGACAUCGUUCACGCCAAACUAAAGGUACACAAUAGCUAUUUGUUAAAAGAAGUUGUCGAGGGAUGAAAUAAUUCAAAAAGGAAAGACGGCAAAUAUUUUCUGGAAAUACCUAUAAUCCGUAACUGUUUUUCAGAGAGCUAAUAAAACGUGUCCAUUUCCACAAUUCGUUUCGACUCCUUGAAAUCGUAAACAAAUUGUAUAGAACAUUUUAGGAGGACCCACCCACAAUGUGAGCACAAUAAUGCUAAGGCAUAUGGGUUACGUAAUUAAGAGAACGUCGCAAAGAAAAUUAAAUGUAUUAAGUGAAAUAAGGAACUAAACACACACGUUAAUCAAAUAAGUAGAUUGAUUCAAAUAAAAAAGAAGGGACUGGGAUGUUCGUCGUCUCGCUUUGGGGUGCAAAUUGCAGAUUUUGGUCUCACUUCAGGUGUUUGGGACUGAAAGCUAUUAUAUAUUUACACAGUCAGGUAUCGCUUAGUACUGUGCAUAAAGAAAUUUACAAAUUAUGCCCUGACACUGACCAUACAGAAAUCUCCCUGAGGGGUCAGUUUAAGUUUGAGCCACACCCUCAUUGGUUCCCUUUAGGGGUUUAAUUUGAAUUUUCCAACGAGCACGCAUCCCCGUCACUCGAGGGCUAACUAAAGGCGAAAACACGGACAACCAUGUAGGGCGAAACGAGAAAAAAAAAAAUAGGUAAGUGGAAGACGGUUUGGAAAGAAGGGAAUCGAGACUGAUAUAGGCCAAGGAUAAAUUGAAAUGUGACUGCUUCCAAGCCAUGAUAGUUCCAGCGAAAAUGACUAGCUUUUCGUCUUUUUACUUGCACAGAAGAGGGAGCGUAAGUAGCAACUUAGUUGUACCAAUGGGAGUAGGUAAUAAUUUUGCGAGUUGGUUUUAUUUCUUACGUAAUCGAGCUUUUAUGGGAGUGUAAGAUACAAUAUAUGCCAUAGGCAGUAAGUGGAUAAUAAAAGGGAGUCUUUUAAACAAGUCUCGAUCAAUUACACGAAUUUGAGUGAGCCGAUUCAGAAAGAGUUGAGACGUAAAAAUAGAGUUAAAGUAAUUAACCGAUUUCAAUCGCCUUCUUUCUUCAUAGGAACUGCGAGUUUUUGAUCGAUUUCACACGACGGUACUUCAUCAGCUCUGUUACUAUGCAUACUAUCAAGACCUGGAAGAAAGAAUUACUUGUAAGUAAGAUUGGCUCUUUGAGCGAACGUAGCUCCCAUUUAAGUCGCUGUGGUAAAACGAGCUCCAUGUAACUCUACAUUACCACUAAAAAUAGAUUUAGCCAAGGCUAAAAGCGAAUCUCUUUCGAGCACUAUUAAACACAGUCUUGUUAAAGAAAAGUUUUGUGAGCCUGCGUUCAAUUGAAAACCUUAAUGAUCAGCGAACAACUUAAAAAAACACGUCACCUCAAUGAGCUGUACACCUGAGCCCGCAAUAAAGUCGUGUGAAGCUGGUCAGCGGGUACUGGUAGCCUAUUUUGACAGAUGUCAUUUAAUCAUAUAGGUUUGUAAACGCAAUUUGUAUAUGCUAACAUAAAGGGGCGGACAGACGUACCGAUGAUUUGGCGAGAACCUAUUUUUCUUACCCAUGAUGCUCCGCCUCGCGCUCGAGAGAGCUUCGCUUUAAAGGAAAACGAACCAGGAUUUUAAACAAUCUGUUAAUAGUACGACUGCAGGUGGUGACGAGCACUUCAGCUUGUGAGAAGUGCCGACAUGAAACUCUUAUAAAGCGGAAAACUACUCUACAAUUACUUAAAAAAAAUUUUCUGCACACUAACAUGGUUGCCCAGCUCUCUUGUUUUCUACACAAUGCCCGGCGUGACAUCUAUAACAGAACUGAAUUAUGCCAGUGGAUUAUGUAAGAUUUAGUUACUAUUGAAAUGAACUCAAAGCUAAUUAUUGUUGAAGUGAUAUUUUAAGGAUUGAAAAGUUCGUCUUUCAAGCUUAAAAGUAAAUCAUAGCUGGAUAAAGUUAUCAUACUUACCAAUUGAGUGGAUCCUAUGUGUUGCAUCGGCUGCUAGCAAUUCGCGGAAAAUGUUUUCAUAAUUUUUUUUUCAUGGUUUUGCAUUACUUUUCUAUCUAAUAGUGUUUCGCCAAGGGGACAUUGGAUGCUACUGGUACGCCGUUCUAUCAGGAACACUUGAUGUUUACGUGUCAAGCUCUGGGAAAUUCGAGGUACUGUUUCGGAUGUUCCAGCACCUCGAACCCAGAAAUCUGACAGGAGAUGCCUUAUAUCCGAGUGAACCUAAAUUAUUUCAGUUUAUAUUAAACUUGGUUUCAGUGAUCAAGUUUACGACAGAAAUGUACCGGCGUGCGUCCCUGUUAUAACCAUACUGCCAAUAAUAAAAGUGUCAAAAACUGCGAACGGGACGGCUGACGGGAUUGAACAAGUCAGUUGCUCCUCAAAUAUUCCUCACCUCAUCUGAUCUCCCGCUCGAUUCUUCCUUGUUGUUAUUAGGGCAUUAAAUAUAGUUACGCCGAGCAAAAGAAGAAAUUUAGCUUUCACUUGGAUAUUACGAAGUAUAUCUUCCUAAGUCAUCGUGGCAGUCACUGUUAUUAUUAAAUACAUAUGAUAUAGAUACAUUUUCUGCCUGAUCGCAUUUAGUUAAAAUAAUGAAGAUAAUUGUGCAUAAACUAAUUUUUAUUUAUCAACCUAAUACACCAGGAUGCGGAGGUCAUUUGCAGCCUGGGGCCUGGGAAGGUGUUUGGUGAGUCAGUCCUGGAUGAUACUCCAAGGUAUUGUUAAUAAUAAUAAUAACAAUGGGGAAAUAUAUACAACAAAUCCCUGGUAACAUAAAAAAAAAUGAACUACAAAGGAUCACACUAAGACUGGUGACUAGACACAAAUUCAUAUUUACUGCUCUCUUCUUACGGAGCUUUUUAGGGAUAAUGAAACAAAUAAUUCAGAUUGAACACAACUUAGUUAAAAACCCAACUAUAGUACGGAGGCGAAGAAGUUGUCCAUUUUUACAAGUGUGGUCAAGGAUUUGUACAUGGGCCUGCCGAGAAAAAUCCAUCUAGUACACGGGGAUUAACGCUAAGAUUAGCGCUCUAACAGUUCGGCCACACUUCCUAGUCUUACUAUCCCUGUAUUCCUGACAUUUAUUUUCAAACGGGUCUAUUUUCCAAAGCUUGAUUCAAAUAAAGUUUAUUGUUGUUGUUAUCUACAGGCAAGCGACAGUUAUCACUAGUGAAUUCUGUGAGCUGUUACUAGUGGAGAAAAGGGAUUUUCGGGUCAUAUGGAAGGUACGUCAUUGAAGAUUUCACAGGGGGAUAACAGCGGGGUGGGAAACAGAGAGAACAGGGGACGGUAGAGGCACAGGGAGGCGGAAGAGAAAGAGCGGGAGGUGCGGACGUCUAAAAGGAAUUAAUAUUUCGCCAUAGAAAAAGGGCUUAAGGGAUGAAACCUUGAAAAAAAAAGGGGCGAAAGCUGGCCGGGGGAAUGCAACGUACGGGAGGUGAAAAGUUUGGGCUCACACUGCCUCCUUUAAUUAUUCCGCGGAUUUCAGUUCUUAUAAGGAUAACAUGGAUAAUGCCAGAUAAUACUAAUACAUAAAUGCAAUUCGCAAAGAAGACAAUAGCAGUUAAAGACGCAACUUAUGUAGCUGCCAAAAAAAUUCAGUCUUGCCGAGACUCGAACCCUGACCUCUGCUAGUAUACACCGGUGCAGCGCUCAGUAACCAGCUGAGCAAGCAAGCCAGCUGGGGGCAGCUGCGGGUCAUCAGUUUAGCGAGUUGGUUCGUACUAUAUCUGAAAAAGAUGAAGAUGUAAUGAUAUAUAAUGAAUUUCAUUUUAUUAGAACUUCGGAAUGAAGAAAUAAAUGCAAAGAAGACCAUCACAGUUAAAGUUGCAACUUAUAUUAUGCAGUUGUGAAAAGAAAACGUGAAAAAAUUCAGGUUUGCCACGAUUGCUGACAUUUAAUGAUGUUUCUCUUCCAGCGAAGCAAGUCGUACCUUGAGCAUCUGAUAACAACGACCUCGUCUUUAAAAUCAUAUUCUGGAAUGAAAGGUAUAACAGCAAAAAGUCUCACUUAUAAUUUGUAAAGUAGUGGUUAAUUUUCCCAUAAAUAUGUUAUAAAUGUUAUCCUCUUUCCUUUUUAGAAAAGAAGGAGGAGAACACUGAAGGAAAUGCUUCGGAUAACGACAACUCGGCUACGGUAGGUGCCUGUAGCUAAUAUAGUUUAACUGCGCGCGAGUACCGCAUGAAUGUUUGCUAGUCUGUGCUUUUCUAAAUCCUCCAUACUGCCAGGAAAACAAUAGAACUGGUUAACGAAUGACCAAUAAAAUAGUUUACAGGAUGGUCAGUCAGUCAUAAUUACCUCACAGUCAUCGGUCGAGGUUUGAAUGCGAAAAGAAAUAGGCUUUUUUUAUAUUUCAUUUUAUCAGAUCCGGAGCUUUAGCUGAGUUCUCCCUAAAUGUAGGGUAAAAUAAGUGUAAUCCCUCAUUCUGUUAAUAAAUCAUCACGUUACAUAGACUGUAACGUUUAUAUGGUGUCCAUAUUUACCUCACAGUGCCCCUUUAAAGACUUAUCAGAAGCUGGUAUGGUCCUCCGCCAUAGAAUGAAGCAGUCAUCUAAACUUAUCUGCAAACGAAAGCUUGGUAACCAAGCAGUAAAGAGAUGCUUUGUUGGCUCGGAGGCAAUUGAUUGGUUGAGAAAAAUCAGUCCACUAGUUCACGGCCGUUUCCAUGCCAUUGCUAUGUUGCAAGCCUUGCUGGAAGAAGGAGUCAUCACUCACGGUAAGGUUGACUAGUCAAACUAACCCCAAAAGAAGAGGGGUGGAGUAUGUGGCGUUCCAUAUCCCGAGGGAGUGGUGGUACUCCCAUAAAUUUAGGAUAGGUGUUUGCCGCCCAAGGUCUUAAACCCUGAUCCCAUUUAAGGAUGAGAAAAACGAAAAUAGACACCCUAAUUAAGGCCCAACAACGAAAAAUGACACCCUAUUCAAGGGAAACACACAACACUGCAACACACGAACAUUCAUUAGAUCGCUUUUCGAAUACUCUUCCUAGUACUCUGAAGGAUAUUUCAAUUUUAACAGAAUUUGUUUCUCAUGUGGCUGGGCCAUUCAUGUACAACAAUUUUAGCUGAUACAAUUUAGGUGCCCUGUCUAAGGAUCACACCGGGAACAAAGGAUACACAAUGUCACCAAUGAUAACCCAUUAAGAGUCAAUGUCAGUAAGAAUCAGAGAUAAUCCCAAAAUCACGGACACAGCUCAAAAUUCGUUUUCGCUGAUACUUUUUACAUUGAUAGAGUAUUGUAUCGUAGUUAACAAAAUAGGGUUAGUUCUGUCUAAUGUUUGCGUUCAUAAGGGGAAUUAAAUAAAAUCGGUUGGGUCCGUUUUGCACCAAAAUGACCUCUUUGAUGAACCGAAAUUUUACUAUAUUCGUGACUCUUUCAAGUUUGCGGGGUAAAGCCUAUAAAUGAUUUCUUACUAUGAAUAAAUAGCUUGUCCCUUGGUCAAUUAAAUAUUGUCUAUAAUGACUGAUAAUUUAUUUUAUAUGACUCGUAGAGAGCUUUUCGUUGAAGGCACUUCGUUGCCUUUUCUGAAUCGCUCUAAAGUGACAUAAAAGACUUGCCUAAAAAUCCGGUCGGUACGCCAAAAUAUAUCCUCAGACUAAGCUUUCUCUACAGUUUAAGGAUAGAUGUUUUAUGUUUCAUUUUCAUUUCUUUGGGAUCUUUUUCAGUUUUUCGAUACGACUGCCCCGAAGAUUGCUAAUUUGCAAGAUUUUUCGAUGACCGCCAUAUUGAAACUGCGAGAAAGUACCGUACAAAAUCGUAUUACUUUUGGAUUAAUUGACUCUAAAAUUAUAAGUGCAAGUGAGAUUUAGCUAGGUAUAUCACUAAGUCGCUGCCCUUACGUUAUAUAUAUAUUAAUUAAAUAUAUCACAGGAAAAAAUAACGGAUUCCCAUUUUUGGAUAUUUUUGGGUAUUUAAAGAAUACCCACAAAAAUUCCAAAUUUGGAAGAGUGAGACAAGUCCCAAUAAGGGAACUUGGUUGGAAAUUCCCUGGUUGGGACUUGUCUCACUUUGCCAAAUUUGGGAUUUUUAUGGGUAUUCUUUAAAUACCCUAAAAUAUCCAGAAAUGGGAAUCCGUUAUUUUUUACUUUGGCAGUGGCUUAUAGGAUUGAGACUCCAUGCAUGAUAUCGUGACAUUGAUUUCCUACACGUCACGCACCGACCUUUGACACCGUUAUUAGACUUCACAUAACGUGGAAUAACGUAUGAGCGAUUUCCGCUUUGAAAAGCUCCGCUAUAUAUUCCGUUUCCUUUAGAGGAAAGGACUUCACGAACUCUUUUUUUUUUGACCGCACGAGGCCAUUAUGCAAAUACAGAACACCUGUGUAAAUAGUACAUCGCGACUUCGCGGUUGUCAACGCGGCAUUUAAACUGAAACAAUAAAAAAUCUAUGGCGAAAGAUCCCUUCAAAACUGAGAAAACUUUGAUUUGGACUGGCGUAAAGUCCCUUAAAAUGAAAAUUGGGAUUGAGACUGGCAUAAACAAGAUGCAUCAAAAAUAUAGUUACGUUUGCAGCACUUGAUAAUUAAAUUACUUUGGCGUAUUUUCAACCGGUAUUGUGUUAUCAUUGUUUCAGUCUACAAGUCUCUCUCCGAAAAACUAAUUUUCACCGUAAAUUUCUCAAGGAAGUAAAAUAGCGCCGAGUUAAUGGUUAAACGUAAACGUUGACUUACAAUAUUGAGCGAUGGCGUGUACCUUCUCACUUUUGGUCGGUGGAGAAUGCGGGGCUGAUCCAAAGUCAAAGACUGCGUCACGUAAAAUCGUGCCCUUGGUAUCAUGCUGAAAGAAUAUAUCGAGCCACAAAAAACAGCUUCAAUUCAGUGGCUGCGAAACGGAAAUUGAGCUUAUUCUAGCCCGCAGUGGUUGUUUCCAAACGCCAGAAAAUAUCCACGACAUGACUAUCUGUCCACUGCACCGCGCUAGUUUGGGUAUUGGGUGGCGAAGGUCUAAGCGGGUAUGCAGUGUUCCAGGCAAACUCUCUGGACACAGUGAAGAAUCCAAGAAAAAUGCCGAGCGGGGUUGUAGCUUGGCUCAGUCGAAGUACAUAUUGGAAGCCACUGGUGAAUUCAUUCCAGUUGGUUCAGGUAAAUAUCAUCCUUCUUCUUUUGUACUACUUGCGGGAGUAAAACAUUUGGUUAUAACGUAUGACGUCCGUAUAACACAUCAAACAUAUCUCUGCCGUCGUUAAAAUGGUGAGUCAGUUCAGUUAGCUGGGUUGGCCCGUUUUAUUGGAAUGGUUCGGCUAAUACCUUGGUUCCCUUUAAAAUUUCCGUUUUGUUAAUAUAUGAAGCCGGACUGACCCACUUGCAGAAAUCUCUCCUCAGGCAACCAGUAUCUCGCCAGCCUGGUCUCUCAUAUAAACAUAGCAGAAAUUUUAUAAGGACACAGCGUAUAAGCCGAGCCAGCCGGAUAAAGCAGGCAAGCUGGGCUAAUCGGGCUGGCUCACUUCACAUAAACAGGCCUUUAACCCUAUGUUCACACUAUGCAAGAUAUCUUUGUUCCGCCAAGAAAACCAAACCCGGGAUAGGGCUUUUGUUCACACUCAAAAACUGUGAUUUCGGCGCCAUUUCUGGAAAGGAGCCAAGCUGCGCCUUACCGAUUUCGAAGGGUAGCCUCGCAUAUAGUCUACGUAGCUGGCGGUUUUUGUGAUGUGUGUUUUUUUUCUUCUUUUGUGGUUCGCAAAGUAAGAAUUACAGCCGAGCGAUACGCUGAACCAAGGUCGAAAAAGAAAACGAUGAGAGAGGGGCGUGUGUAAAAAUGAUAAAUGGCAUAGCAAGAAAUCAGAAAUGCAAGUGCGGGUGAGAAAAUAUAAAAAAAGUGGGUUAACAUUUUUGUAAUUUUUUAUAUUUUUUUAGCGAUUUGUACUAAGUGUCGAAAGAACCUGACGAAACAAGCACAUACCCCUGAAAGCAGCCUGCCACAAUCAGAUUUUGACGAACUUACAGAGCAUCUAGGUGAGCUUACUCUGGUAAGUAUGACAUUCUAUGAUUUACGUCUACAAACUACAAAGAUCUUUCCUUGUAAUAUUAGAAACCGUACGUAGCUAGUUUGAAUCCAAUUUUGAGUACGUUCAAACUGUUUUAUGUUUGUACUGACAACAACGAAACUGGAAGAAGAAGUAUUUUGGGGUCUUACUUCAGACUUUUGAAUUUUUUUUUUAAUUUUGUGAAAUUUUAGGCGGAAACUGCAGCAGCCCAAGUAAUUCAUGUUGAUGAAAGAAGAGAGAGUAUAUUCAUCCCAGAAUCGGAUUUGGAAGGUUCUGAUUUUGAGAACACACCGCAUAGAAGCCAAGUAGACACGGCAAAAGAGCCUUUAAAAAAGUUAAACGAUUUUUUAGCCUCUCGUGAUGUUAGCCCUGUUCGACAUAAGUUGUCCGUUCCAUGGGAAAGUGCUAACGAGCGCACAAAGAGAAGGUACAGCCGUAAAGCAAAACAAAGUGUUCAAGAGGUUAUUGAAGUAAUUUCUCCAGGACAAAGUGAUAAAUUAUUGACCACAUUAGGUGAAAGCUUACCAGCUGAAAGAACACAAGCCGAGGAAGAAAUUUUAGAAGCCUUAGCAGAAAGCUAUUUAAACGCAACUCACUGGAGCACGAGAUGACAAAUUUUGUCCAUCUUGGCAGAUAAACUAUCGCUUAAGGAACUGACGCAUUACAUUCCCGGGGUGACGCCUUACAGAUUUAACAUCGCGCGGCAUCAUAGACUGUUACAUGGUAGAGGUGCGAUCGUACCUACUGAUAUCACUAGGCGUAUGAAGGUUGAUUUUGCCAGAGUUGAUCAUUUUCUCGACUUUAUUACAAGUUCCCAUAUUGUACAAGACAUGCCAUUUGGAGAAAAGAUGCUGAAGCUUUCAACAGGGGAGGUGAUUAAAACACCUAACGUCGUACGGAUGCUAAUUAAUGAUGUUGUGAUUGAAACUAAAGAUAAUAUCAUACUUCGAGGAGUAGUGUUAGAUUCUAAGCUAAAUUUCUCUGAGCAUGUAAUCUCUAUCUGUAAAAAAGCCAGCCAGAGAAUUGGUGUUCUAAUGAGACUACGUAAUCUAAUUCCUAUGAAAUCUAAGUUAAUAUUAUUCAAAAGCGCGAUAUUACCAUUCCUCACGUACUGUCACCUUGUGUGGCAUUUUUGUAAAGCGAGUGACACUCGAAAGCUUGAAAGACUACAAGAAAGAGGACUUAGAGCGGUUUUCAAGGAUAAUAAUUCUAGUUAUGAACAACUAUUAGAGAAGGAAGAUCUGCCAACACUACUAAAUAGUCGCUUACAGGAUCUGUGCAUCCUUAUGUAUAAAGUAAAGCAUAAACUGUGCCCUGCAUAUAUAAGUAACAUGACAUCUUUAAAGAACCAAAUAGUAAUUACGAUCUGAGGCAAGCAGAUUUCUCUAUACCUAGAUAUGAGACAUUCACCUAUGGCAAGCACUCUAUUAGAUAUCUAGGGCCUAGGCUAUGGACAAAACUACCCAAGAGUAUCAGGGACGUCACAACCCUAACGUCGUUUAAAAGCAAGAUACGCCAACUCAAUAUAAGUGAACUUUUAGAUGAUGGCUGAGCAGGCUGUAGCCUUUGUUCAUUUUGACUUCUGUAUAUUUGUACUAUAAAUCUCUUAAUUAGUUAACUAUAGAUAUUUUACCUACUACUGUAUAUAGUUUUUAGUUUGUAUAUUCUCCCCUAAUUGGUGUCCCCAAAUUAGUAAGGGAUUUGUUCCCUGGCUAGACGGCUUUUGACACUUUAAUAAAGUUUCUAUCUAUCUAUCUAUACCAGAACGGAUAACACAACAGUAUUUUCAGUUUUGUACCGAGACCAAUUUCACUCCGAUGAGCAAGCGCACACAACUCCGAGUACUAGACGUUUGCUCUGCGUCAGUGCGCACCUCUCUGCAGGGCUCUUAGAACUUCUCUGCACAAGGCAGUAAGGCAAUAGAAGAUCUUAGCGAGAUAUAUAGUAGACAAGAUAGCAGAUCAAGCAAAGUCACAAGCCUGGGCCAAGGAAAUGAAACAAACACUUCGGUCUGCCAAACAAUAUCUGCGGUCUGAUUACAAGGUAAGACUGUCUUAAUAUUUGGUUAUUCUUUUAGUAGAUUAUUAACUUUGUACUUUGGCUGGAUUGAUGCUAAAUUUAAGCGAAUUGGUCAUAAACAUGAAAGUCAACUUUCUCUGGCUGCAUUGUACUAACUAGUAUUGAGGCUAAACCUCGAAACAUUGAUUAAGCGGAAGCUAUCUUCAAUUUGCGCCCUUUAAGCGGUUCGGACAAGCUUUAAUAAGUUUCAAACUUCUUUUACUACUUUUAAAAGAUUUUACCCUAAAGCAGCUGAUAUUAAUAACGAAAAAUCAUAGUAAAAAUUAUGAUGAUAGUGAUAACUAUGAUAAUGAUGACGAUAAUAAUCUUUCACAUUUUAGGUGCACGUUACAAUGGAAUCAGAAGUUGCAGAUCACUGUUUAACGUUUUCCCUAAGUGAUCCUAAAAAUAGUUGUUUUCAAGGAAAGUGUAACCAUAACCACGAUGAGGUCUGCUACGAAUGCAAUAAAUUAACCGGGGUGCUGUCUACCAUAAAAGAAGCGUGCGUAGAACUUCAGUCUGAAGAAGAAAGAGAUGACAGUAUCUGUUUAGUGGCUCAAGCUGAAAAGGACAUUUUGGCAUGGAAAGCUCACCAACUCCGAACAGUUAACCAGGAUCAAGCAAAACAUGACGUGUUAGAUGUCAUAUGUCGGAGUUCAGCAUUAUUAGUUAUGGACUGGGCGCGAAAGUUUCGCGAAUCACAGUGUGACUGGUUCGCCAAACGUGGUAUUCCAUGGCACAUCACAGUGGAUUUUACAAGAUCAGAAGCAAAUGCCCCGCUUGAGAAGCUCACUUUUGUCCACCUGUUUCAGAGUUGCCCUCAGGAUAGCGUUGCAGUAACCGCCAUUUUACAAGAUGUUAUCGAGAUGUUAAAGGAGCGUCGGCCACAACUGCAAAAAGUGUAUUGCAAACAGGACAACGCAGGAUGUUAUCAUUAUGGGUCAACAAUUGUAGGAAGCAGGUUGAACAGUCUUUCUGAUGUCAAGGUGGAGAGGUUCGACUUUUCAGAUCCACAAGGGGGCAAGGGAGAAGCCGACCGCCAGGCCGCAUCAAUUAAAGGACAUAUCGAUGUGAACAACGCUGCACAGAUGAAAGAAGCCAUUGAAUCAAAUGGCGGUAUUCCUGGGGUUAUUGUGAAGUAUGUGAAGCCUCCCGAACUAUCUGCUGGCAAAAACGAGAUCAGAUGGGACGGAAUUAGUACGCUUAAUAACUUCCAGUUUUGUCCAAAUGGUAUCACAACAUGGGAGGCUUAUAACAUCGGGCCCGGAAAGCUGGUAACAUGGAAGGACAUUCAAACCGAUGGUAUCUUUCCUGCUACACUUGAAGUUUUGGAGCCUCCUGAUACCCGCUCUCAGCAGUAAAGCUUUAGAAAAAUCAAUCCUAGAAAGGAAGUGCAGCAAAAAUCUUUGUCCGAACAACGGCUGAGUAGUCCUGACCAGCAAGAGACAGCAGGACAAGACAUGGAUGUAGAAAAAGAGAAAGAGGAAGUAAGCGGCCUUUUUACCUGCCCAGAAGAUGGGUGUAUUCAGACAUUCCAGCGGUCCUCAAGUUUGCAAGCACAUUUAGACGAAGGAAAGCACAAGCGCGCGCUAGAAAAAGAAACACUGUUUGACAAAGCCAGAAAAGGAUACGCUGCGAGAAUAACUGGAGAGCAAACGAAAGUUCCAACUUUUGGCUUCUACACGACAUCAAAAAUCUCAGUUGAUAAACUACAUUCCACACUUGAGAUGGGAUGGGCUCUUAAAACUACAAGGAGUAGAACCCAGUUUACAGAAGAACAAAGAAAGUUCCUCACAGAACAGUUUCUCAUCGGGGAGGAGUGUGGUAAAAAGGCAAAUCCACAACAGGUAUCGCAAGAAAUGCGAAGAGUGAGGGACGAAAAGGCUGCUCGUAUUUUCAGUGGAAAGGAUAUUCUUUCGCCACAGCAGGUGGCAGGAUUCUUCUCAAGACUGGCAGCAAGGAUUCGAAAAACGUCAGCAACAUCGAACGAAGAAAGUGGAAGUGAAGACGAAGGGCAGUGUGCAGUCGAGGCAGAGGCCUUACAUUCGCACCUAAAGGAAGUUGUCAGCGAAGAAAUUGCUUUACGUCACCCCAUUGUCGCCCUUUCCCGUAACAUUUGCAGUUUGGUUCAUACAAAGAAAUUAUCUACCUUAACAGUUGCAGUGCUAAGGGACAUUUGUGAAGAUAUUGGCUUAAACGUGGAUGAUAUCACGGAAAAACGAAAAAAGCCACUUAUAAGUCGUAUCACGCAGGUCGUUAAGGAGUGCUCUUGUGCUCGAGUGUAAUCGACUAGAACAAUCGAGCUAAGAAAUUGUAAGCUUGUAUCCUGUUAUAACACCAACCUCGUUCCCAGGGUUAUCUCCUACCGGGUAGGAGAGAACCCUGGGAACGAGGUUGUAAAAAUACGUGAUUAUAACUUAAGUUUUCAGGGACCACGGGUCAGGCAAAAUGCAAUGCCCUAAUGCAUCAAUCAAUUCCAGCUGCACCUAGUCCCUCUCCCCCGACUGCGGGCCACUGUGGGAUAUUUUCCCCCUUGUCGGUCCCGGGGGUAGGGCAUUAGCAAAUUUUGCCUUGCCCGGAGGUCGGCCAUUGGCCAACCCCGGACCACCCCGGAGGUCAGCCCGCGGGGACUGUACGCAGCUGCAAUUGAUGCAUAAGUUCACAGCUCAGAUAAAGAGACUGUACUUUUAAUGCCCACUCGUUUAACCGGAAUUUCCUUGCUUCUGAACAAUGAACAACAAGAACAAAUACAAGAUAAGGGAAAGAAUUGCGAACCAAUUUUGUUUUUCAGCAGAGGCUUUGUACAUAUUAGCAGACUGCGUGGUUUUUGACCAGGCAAAAAAACUGACAGCAGCUCUGGUGACGAAAAAGAAGUUAGUCACCCCAACUUUUUCUUUUAACGAAGGAUUGAUAUUUGAAAACCAGUAGAUUUUCAAAGGCAUGCAUUUUCUCCGUCAUUUCUAAAAAAAUGUUGGUAUUAGUUUCGGUUUGAUAUUUCUAGAUAUAUGUGUGAUUAUAGUUAAAGUUGAGAUCAUUUAAUUUACCCACAUAAAUUUAAUUUAAAAAUUGCAGCCUCUGAUUUAGACCGGUUUAGUGAAGGAUUCACUUUGUUAAGUCAGGAAAGUUUCUUAAAAUGCCGAAAAGGAGUUUGAGGAGAAUUUCAUUUCCGGUUCAUUUGUCACACAUAUUGCGUGACAAAUGGAAUAUUGUUAUACGAGAUGCGGGAUGGAGAGUUAAAAGUGCCCAUGGAAUGAGACUUAUCAAAACUAAAAUUGAAACGGAUGAGUAUUGAAAGCUCAAGCGAAGGGUACACAAGUGAGACUCAGUGAAGAGCGUCAAAGUCCAAACGUUGCCCGAGUCACAGCACGGAGUCACUUUUAGUCUUUGCAGACUACGAUUGUAGACAGUAAUCGCCGAAGUAUGGUGCGUUUCUUGCUGCUUUUUCUUGACAUUGGACUUGAUUACAGGUAAAUUUAGUUGAUCUUAAAGCUUAUGGGAGAUUCUUUAGUCAAAAGAAGUGAAAAAAUAUGUACCGUUCGAUGCCGUAGCGGUGACUUCCGUUUCGCCUGUUUCGGUAAUGUAAGACAUUCCAAGAUGGCGGAAGGUGGAAUUGUGCUCACUUUAAGAAGUAUUUGUCAAAAAAGUACGAAAGAUCCCAAAAAUAUAAGCUUGUAGAAAGUUAAAACUAUCCUUUUAAAGAAUACCAAAAGGUUUUCUGGUGUGAUUCGUUGCGUACCGCGGGUAUUUCUGACAUGCUGUUUUGACCAGCCAUUGCACCAAAUUCGAGAAGGAUGUUGGUGUGCUUCUUUAAAAAAUCAUAUAUUUUUUGUGAGCAGCGUUAGCGAGUUGUUUUGGGAAUCAGUGGACUGAAAUAGCUUUAGAUUAACUGUAUAUCCGUGAAGACAUCUUAAAACAAUCGACUAAAUGACUCAAUAACUUCGUGAAAGUUGGCAAUUUUCAAGGUUAUUACGACGAAAAAUACCGUUUACAGUUAAAAUCAAAUUUCUUUGAAAUUAAACAAUAUUUAGCCAAAUAAACCUUGAUUUCAUAUGUAUAGUACCUGGGCCUACCAAUGUACAAAGUAUAGGCGAAAUCAAAUUUUGAGCUCUGUCCGCCCGAUCUUUGAUCCUUACUGACAUCAACUCUUAAUAGAGCACUCUAUAGGCCUAUAUGUACCACUAUGUAUCUAAGCAACAUAUAUGAAUUUCUCUGUUCUAUGUCAAACCUGAACUGUUGUUUCAAGAGGUGAAAUAUACAAUAUAUAUACAAAAAAAAAAACUUACUCAAUUAAUUCAUGCCCUGGUUUCAAAGAACCCAGACCCAAACUUUACAAUCAGGGCCCAGUUGUUCAAACAUUGAAUUGCACUAUCCACCGGAAAAAUCUCUACCCAGUGGAUAAGUAUUAGGGAAGCCAAUUGCGUUAUUCAUUAGACAGAGAUUUAUCCGACUAAUAGGGAAUUAUCCAUCAUUCAAACAACUGGGCCCAGGAGUUACAGACCAUACCCUGUGACCAACAGUGCUGAUUACAACUAUAGUGAUACUUUUUUUAUAAUUCCCAACAAGACAAACGGAACGUAAUAACCUCAGAUAAUCUAUUUUAUGCAUAGUCGAUGGUUCUGAGUGUGAAUUCAAAGACAAAGACAUUCUUUACCGGUUUGCUGUUGAUGAGAAAGAAGAGGGCGAGAAGCCUGGUGACGAAGAAUACACUGAGGAAGAUCUUGAUGACGCACUGCUCAUGCUCAGUAGGUCUGGACCUGAUGCACAGCUGCGAUUGGCGCUGAGAAAAAGGUGAAGUAUUCCUCACAGAAAAGCGGAUCUCUAGUUCUUGGAUAUCCCUUGACCAUAGAAAUUUGAUGAUUAUGACCUUUGUCAAAAAUUAAGCUUCAAAUGAGAGUCUUUUCUUUUUGAAAGCGUUCUUCCACCACAUGAUACACCACUUUUUUGGACAAUUACAACAAACGCUAUUUAUUUCUUGCUAAGAAAUCUUUGCUAUAGCAGGUGUCACCAUAUAGAAAGUGAUUCUUCUUACCGUGUGCGAUGUGUGUCUUUUCCGAGUCUCGAUAAUUCUCAUGCUAAACAUUCUCUUUUAUGCUUUAGUUGCUCGGAAAGAAAUUCAGAUGAUUUGGCCCUAAUUUAUGAAGAGCUUGUUCACAUUAAAGCACUACAACAUCUCUCGACAAUGGUGAGCGACUGACUUUAUGGCUUUCAUAUCUGUUAGAAUUCCUGUGAUAAUGAAAAAGUAAGAUUAAGACGAUGAAAUGAUUUUCUGUUCAGUUUAUGAAGGCGCAUUUUACAGUGCCCAAGGUAAAUCCGGUAACUCAUCUGAGGCAACUCUAUGCAUUACUACCACUCCAUUCAAUGAGGAACCAAACCUUUCCUAGCUAGGAAAUAUCUUAUAAAAGUAUCGCCCCAUGCGCUUGUAUGUAAACGAAUCCAAACGGACAGUCUUGCAUUCUGGAUUCCUCAACGUGGAUACCGGAUUCCAGGUACUGGAUUUCGGAUUCUUUGUCAGUAGAACUUGGAUUCCCGGAUUCCGGUCGUUAGAGAGAUUCCAGAUUCCUUUGAGCCCUAUUCCGGAUUUCAAAGCUCAGCAUCUGGAUUCUACAAGCAAAAACUUCCCCGAUUCCAAGUUUUACAAGCCACGAUUCCGGAAUCCCUUACAUGGGGCGAAAGGUAAUUGAACGAGCUUGGGGUGAAACAAAUUUUACGCUGGUCUCAGGUUUUCGUAAGAAGUCGUUGCCUGAGGAAGGCUAUUACUUAUUAUUAAGAACUGAAUCUUUGGAUAAUGCAAUUCUAGAGCUCCGAUUGCUUAGCCAUCAUGGUAUAUGAGCCAUUAGUAAAAUCCAACUAGUGGUCUAUUAUCAAUGCUGCGUUCUGAUUGGUUGAGCUACUACUAGGCUAUAUGUUAUAGCCCACUACUAGCGAAAAGCGCAGGCGUUUUGGCGGCAAAAAAGGAUUAAAGUCUAGCUUUAACUAGCUACAAUUUUUUUAUUCUCGAUAUUUUUGACCAACUAGUUGGAUUUUACUAAAACAAUUAUUCCUCUCGCCCUCAUGGCCUCUGAGUCAAUAGCCCUGCUAUUGACUCAGAGCCCACUCGGGCUCGAGGAAUAAUUGUUAAUUAGCCGAGUGGGUUCCAUUGGGCUUCCUCGCCAUUAGCCUUAAGUAUUAGUCUGUUAUGAAAUGUGGUAAAACAAUUAACCUAAAAGUUGAAACUUGAUUCUUAUGAAUUCAAGGCCGGGGUCAUCACAUUUUCUUGUAGGUUAAAAAAGAACUAGCUGCCGCCAUAGUGUUUGAGACUCACAGCGAGAAAGGAAUUGUAGGUUAGUAAAACAAGACAAUUCAACAUAACUUUCCAUGUGACAUGGAAGACAAACACUGAUUUGCCCAUUCUAUUGCAACUUAGCCUGCGUAGCACGCGUUUCCGUUUGGUUUCGGAGCAAAAAAAGACCGUGGAAGGGGAUUUUCGGUUUUGACCACGCGAGAAAUAAAACGAGAACCAAAAAAUGAAAAAGGGGGGAGGGGCAGAGGAAGGGCAACCCCUUUCCCACUCUUUUACUUGUGCCAUUUUUCGCGCGGUCUUUGACUCUUGUUCCUAGUUCUUUGCUCCUAAACCGCACAGUAAAGCUUGCUACACAGGCUAAUUGCAACUGAACUUGUUUUCCCUCUUUAUUUGAACACACAUAAAGAAAUAGAAAAGACAGAAGUGUGCUAAAAUGAUCUAUUCGCCCUCUUUUCUCAAUUUAUAUCGUAGUCUUUAACGAGGGUGAAGAAGGGAAAUCAUGGUAUAUUAUCCUGAAGGGCGCUGUAAAUGUGGUAGUACAUGGAAAGGUAAGGAGCAAACCGCAGUAAAACAGUCUGACAUGCGCAUUGGUACCUCUCGUGACGUCAUCAGCUUUAGCAAUCAUGGACAACUUUAACCGCUAACUUGUGCAUGGGAAAACGUGCCAGAAUGAGCACAAUAUAGUCAAACAGACCAGAGAAAAACGCAAGAACCAUGUAAAAUCAAAGAAAAUUUCAAACAAAAAAGUGUUUUCGACCACCUAACCGUACUUUUUCUGAAAUAAUUUCAGGACUUUUGGAAUUUUCGCAAAAACGUUUCCCACCAAAAAACACGGAGAACAAGUGAAACAGAAGGAAGGGAAAGCAAAAUUUUGCCCUCUGCUCAUGCCCGAACUUCGGAGGCUGCAGUUUAGCAUCGGUAAUAGAGUCAGCAAAGUGCUCGAUUUCCCCAAAAAAAAAAAAAAAAAAAUUGGGGCUAUUUUGGUUCUUUUUGGCCAAAUAGUGAUUCGGAUAGCUUGAAACCUGAUUAGGUUAAACGCAUGUAGACUUUUUCUUUCAACACUUCCGUUCACACGUAAACGAUGAUCGUAAACAGCCUCUAGAUUGGUUAACUCAUGUGGACCAACGUUAAAUGAACUCCUGUGGACACAAUCUUAAGUUUGGUUUCCAGCAAUUGUCUUCUCAGUGGCUCUUUUAUAAUUUUCACUUCAAGGCUUGAGACAGCGCCUAUUCCCAGUUACAUAAAUGGACAAAUUGUUUUAUGCACUCUUUGAGACAGAGGAAAUUUAUAGAAUUUUUAAACUCUAACUGCAUGUAGCUUGUAGAAACAACCUUUAAGUCUGACAUAAAGAUACUUUCCCACCCGUCGAUAAAUCAAAUCCGAGUGCGAAUCUGAAUCCAAACAGUGAUCCACAUGAAGUUUUGCUUAUUCUGCUUCAUGUUUGUAAUCUUAUAACCAAGAACGAGAACUCCAAAGACUACUGCAAAGCUGAUAUUAAAACAACGUGUAUUGUUUUUUAUAGCAAUAUUUUGGCUGGCCAUAGCAGCCUUCUUCAGGUUUACAGAUGUUACUGACCUUAUGUAGCAAUCACAAUAUUAUAUAGAUGGAGAAUGUCGCAAUAAAAGGGAGGAAAUGACGGAAAUGAGGCAGAAAUGACGUACAACAUAAAAGCUGUAAAGGAAAAAUACUAAGGAUAUGGAUUACAAUAAUUCGUCACGGCGGUUUAGGCCAUGAGGUUCAAGAGUCAUGGCCUUAUCUAUCAAAUGCGACUCCCUGGCCUGAAGAACUGAGUCACGUGAAGAAUGAAUUUUCUUAUACUACGUUCACAUUCUUUGACUUCCUGAGCCCAAUCAAGUUUUUUAUCGUGCAAUUUUUAACCAGUUAUUGGAUGAGAAUUUUGUAAUAUCCGGAAUGAGUUAAGUGUAUGAUAAGUGUUAUUAGCCGAGCCAGGGCGAGCUGAAGGCCGAGGCUGGUGAUGCUUACCGAGACCUUGAUUAUUCCGGAUAUCACAUUAAACCGACUCUGAUAAUUACUGUUUUGGUAUAGAAAUUGUUUUGAAGAAAAUAACGACAAACACAGAAUCGCAGAGAACACAGUUUGACAUCGCUGUUAAAAAUCAUGCCCUGAGAGCGCAACCUCAUAAGAUUAGUCACUAAUCCGCUUUCAGACAACUGACUCAUUUGUAUAGGUUGACAUGCGCUGAUUUCCAAAAUUAACUGUAGGCUCUUAGCCAAUGAGAGGACAGAUAGAAAGUAUAACAAGAACUUGUUAUCGUACUUCUGGACAAGCGCGCUAGAAAAAAGUGCCGGAUCUUGUCAUAUUCAAUUGCGAUGAAACGUUUCAGGCCACUUCGGAAAGAGGUCUAAGAAUGGUAUAAUCUUGCAGAAGAUGUCUCAACAAAAAAGUUUGAGAAAACAAUUGAUAUUUUUUAUUUGUUUACAUGUUACACUAACUUCGUAGGAAGUGAAUUAAUUUUUUUUGCCAUUUUAAAGGGGGUGGUAUGUCAGCUAAACGAAGGAGACGAGUUUGGAAAACUAGCUUUGGUCAACAAUGCUUUGAGGUAAAAAUGUUAAUAACGCGUAAAGGUUUAAAACUCUAUUGAGGUUAUUCGAAGAGCGGAAAAGGACACAGUGCGAAUCGAAAGAUCUAGAACUUGAUCCAGAGUUGAACAAGUUAUUGACUUGAACGCCACAGAGAUUUUUAAGUUCUUUACUGCCAUGCUGGUUUUACCCUUCUCAAAUAAAGUAGUCCAUGUAAUUAAUUUUGAUAAGCCGUACACAGUAUUUACUAACUUGUGAUUAUGUGUAAAGGGCUAUAAUUUGAAAGAAAACCGCCAACACUUUCUAAAAAAAAUAUGUGCAAAGAAAUGUUAAAUUAACCCCCUUAAAUUUACUUACUUUUCCUCAGGACUGCUACUAUAGAAACUGCUCAAGAUAUUUGUCAUUUCUUGAAAAUUGGGAAGUUAGACUUCAACAGAAUUUUCAGGGUUUGUUUGUUUGUUUAUUGCUUUAUUCAUUGACUGGCUAAGCUUUACUAAUUUGUAAUUUCUUGAAGAUUGAAAGUUAGACUUGAACAGAAUUCUCAGCGUUUAUUUGUCUGUUUGUUCCUUUGCAUUUUUUGUUUGUUUAUUGAUUGAGUAAAAUCAAUGCGUCGUUAAGAUCUUGUAUCGUUUAUUCAUCCUUUUACAGGACGUCGAGACUAACACGGUUCGUUUAAAAGAGCAUACGCAAGACGUGUUAGUGUUGGAAAAGAUGAACAUACGGUCAAUCUUUGGACAAAAUGGAGAUUCCAACCCACAGAAGUAAGAUAUAAAAUCAUACUGAACCUUUACUUCUUAGGAAGAAAAAGAAACACUCUUACACACAGUACCCAUCUUUGUGCAUCACUUCGCUCAGCGCCUUUGCUAACCAGGCAGUGCACUUUGAGCUGCAUGGGUUUAUGAAAAGCUAGCCGAUCAUUUCCACGAAUUUCACUGAAAACAGUUCAACGUACGAGCCAGUUUGGGCUAAAAUUAUCAUAAUCUCCGUAGUCGUCAUAUUCAUCGUCAUCAUCAUUAUCAUCAUCCUCAUCAUCAUCAUCAUCAUUUAUCAAUUUAUAUCCUACUCGUAUCACCCGUCUGCCUUUUCGGAUCUACUGUACAAUUGAUUUUAUUCAAGUGACGAUUUCUUACAUUGCAUCCUUGCUGGCGUGACCGUCUAAUGAUUCUUACUGUCUUUCGUACUGUCGAAUUGAUGGGCGCCAUGUUUAUUUGUUUUUUUAACACAGAUGGAAUUGAUGCACAGAUUUUACACGUGUUUUGUUGUUGUUAUUGUUGUCUUUACAAGUUAACUAUUAUAUAAAUGAUAAUGCUCUGCAGUGUCGUCUAAGGUGACUCUUGUGGAAGUAAAACUUAUCGGCACAGCAUCAGUACAAAUUGUUAACGCUCUUUUAAGUUGUUAGCAUGCGAGAGGCUCGGUUGGCGAGUUUGGGGUUAUUUGGCGGCGAAGCUGCCAGCCAACUGAAGAAGAAUAGGGCGAGGAAAAGUGACUUUCCUCUCCCCAUUCGUCUCGCCGGUUCGGCUGGCAACGACUUUUGUUUGCCUUUUAGAUACUCUGUGAUGGCGGGCACCCCUAUAAAAAUGGUGGAAUAUCUUUUAGAAACACGAAUUGAUAAGACGUGUUCUUUUGAUGGUAAGAGACUGUAGAAGUUAGUACAUCCACUUUCAUAGUCUAAAGACGAAAUCUGCAACUGCGGAUGCUCACAAACUAGGGGUGGAACCUCACUGAAGCCAGAGCCAGGUUGAGCCAGGGUGGAUAAAGGUUGGGCGGGGAAAAGAGCGCGUCCGAAGAAAAAGGUGUGAUAAGGGACUACAGAUCAAAUUAUGAGUACAGAUAUGACAAUAUGAAACUGUGUGUCAAUAUUGUUAUAAAACGACUUUACUUAUUCCACACUGUAGGCUAAAAUUAAAGAAUGAAAAUAGGAUUAAAAUUCCGGUUUGUAAAAAGGAACAUUUCGCCUGUCUUUAAAUACACCGGAAGCGCGGAAAGAGCGCUCGUGCCAGUUCUACAUCACUUGAAGAUCAGAGUGUUCGUUUCAUCGCCCAUGAGCCUUAUCCGCCCUGCCAGAGCUUCCUGUUAUAGAGAUGUCUGCAUAUGAGUGAAACAGAGGUAGAUAAUCAUAAUUUGCCUUUAAACCCAAACAUUGACAGUGAGAGAAAUGCCAUCAUGUGAUUCCUGGUUAAAACCGAGUUCACGCUCACCGAACUCUGUGCAGUUCAGAAUAGCAAGAAAUGGUCACAUAAAUUCUGUAAGUGGCUUAUCAAAACGUUUUCAUUGAGCUGUUUAACCAGAACAUAGAUAACGUUGUCACGGCAGUAGUGAUUCAUGUUGGUUGGCAUCUGCGGCUAAAAAUUCUACUGCCCCGAAGUUCUUAAAAACCUCUUAUUUCGCUCGUUCUCCCUGGCACGAAUCUCUAUUGUUUCGGGGCCGAGGGUCCAUUGUUUCUGUUCCUUGUUCACUCAAGUUAUUUUCCCAGCCAAUCUUUUUUGCUAGUUUGUGAGGUUCCUGGGGGCCACUUUCAUUCCAACCUUCAUAUACGUGCCUAUUUUACACUCUGAUUAUGCUCUAACAAUAUGUUAUCACCGUUAAAAAUUUCUCUUUAUUACUAUAAUUGCUAAUGAUGUAGCACCUGUUUUAUCAUGAUUAUUAGCGCUAAAAUGUUUUAUCAUAACGCUUUUUUCUUUCAGAUCACUUUUUAAACGAUUUCUUGGUGACUUUUCCGAUUUUCAUGAGCACAGAAAUUUUGUGCUCCGAGUUACUUUCCAAAUAUCCUUUUCAUUAAUACAUAAAAAACAAUUCAAUCACCUUACAGUAUCUUCUAAGACAGAUUUUACUGCCUGGAUUAUUUAACAGUUAAUAACACAAUCCAAGACAGUCUUGGAUUCUGGCAAGAUCGUUCUCUCUUGAUUCUGGCUUCUACGCCGUGGAUUCCGGAUGCGAGUUCUGGACAGUGGAAAUUGGAUUCCGGAUUCCAAUCGUCAGUGAAUUCCGGAUUCCUUGAGCUUUAUUCUGGAUUCCACCAAAAAAGUUGUACUGGAAUCCGGAAUCUGGAUUCCUUUAUGUGGGGUGAGCGAGUAGCAGACAAUGGUAGUAAAGGCUAGCGUCCUAGCUGUGGUAAAAAUGACAAGAAAAACGCAUUAAGCUUAAAGAGAUCAACCAAAACGAGCAAAAAAGGUGUUUUCCUUGAUUUAAAUAACUUAUCAUAGAACAAACUUUUUAAACUGUGGACAGGACAUGAAUAGAACUUCUAUUCACGAUCAUUCCGAGGCCAUUAAGAAAAGGUGAGUGCAGUUUUUUUGCGUUUGAAUUUUUCAAUGAUGAAUCUGAUCGGUGCACUUCCUUUCUGAACAUGACUACGAUCGUAAAAAGUUAUGUCAGUCGUACAAGGAAACCAGAAGUCUGCAGACCGCUUUGCAUUUUGGAAACCUCUAAAAGAACUUGAAAAGAGUAUAAGCACCCGACUACAACCGGUAUACAAGUCCAAUAAUGGUCAAAACUGGAAUCCAAAUCUAAGGGCUCAAAUUCAUGUGAUCUGCUUACACAUUACUGUGGAAACCGUAUUCAGGGGACACCCUCAGGACCAAGGCAAGUGUCCCCUGAAUGGAAGUUGGGCUGAGGUUAUUCUGUUUCGUAAUCUGCUGCAGUCAUUAUUUCAAUCAGCUAGAAAAUGUAUAAAAAAAUCAUGAUUAAGUUAUCUCUGCGAUGUUGUGUGUAAAAUUCCCACAAGUGCAGUACAUCUAUUUAAGUGAGAUAGUUUAUAUUGCGCGGCAUGAAAGCUGUCGUCAUUGUGACUCGUUUAAACUCAAACUAAAGAAGGCUUUUUGUGGUCAGUCACUUUUUUAGUGCUAAGGUGUUCCCUGAAUGACUGUUAAACCCGGGUUUCGAGACCCAGAAAAAAUGUCCUUUUCCGACCCCUAAAUAGAGGUGUCCCUUCAAAAGCUUACGCACAUUGUUCCGGUACCAAAUUUUGUGUCCUCUGAAUGGAGGUGUCCCAAGGAGAGGUUCCACUGUAUAUACCAGGCCGGAUAAUCCUUCUUCAUCAACGAAUGGAAGAGUCUGAAAAUGUCAUUUCAACCUUUUGAAGCCACAUCAACCCACAUUCACCACUUCACAUUGCCCCUAAAAGUCUUGUUAAGCCUCCAUUUCAGUAUGUGGACGCUUUUAAAAUCACGCAUGCCCAAACCCAUCUCCCGAAACAAUGCAACAAACAACGUUGGAGGAGCCCAUCCAGAAUUUUCUCUGAUUUUCAACAUUGUAUAAGGUGGGGCGGGGUGGGGCUGGGGUGGGGGUAUCUUCCAAAAGACAUCACUGCUUUGUGCGGGCAAGCAGAAAUUGCAGGUUAAUUCAUUACGAAUACCGGUGUACAUUUUAUAUUACGGUCCUACGGAAGCUUUUUCCAAGAUAGUACCUUUAAAACGGUUCAGGUUUGAAGGAGAUUUCUUUUUGUAUUUCUAAAGUAUUUCUCACGCUUACAGCCUUGUAAACGGUUCUAUUGAAUUUGCAGGUCGAUUUAAUUUUUUAAUUGAUAUUGUUAGGGUUGUUCAACUGACGGAACGCUGGUGUUGUUUUGCGGGAAACCUGUUCUUGGAAGAUAAGAACAUCUGCAGUUUUGUUAAGGUAAGAAUUCGAAAUGGAGGAGUCUGUCAUCAUUCAAUAGAUGAUACUUUCUUAAAAUAUCAAACAACGCUAUCAGCCGUUUGUUUGUUUGUUUGUUUGUUUGUUUGUUUUUUUGUUUGUAUGUAGCCUGUACGGAAGUUGUUUUCCUUUUUUUUUUCGUAAAUCGAAGACCAGCCGAUCGAAGCCAGCGGGCGAGAAAGAAAAAGAAAGAAAGUCUAUUUCUCUCUUUUCCCAACCCCAACCCCUUGCGCUAGCGGUCAAAAACCCCCCGCGGUGUUUAUUUUCAUGGGCGCGCUCGACGAUCUUUAAAAAGAAAGUAGAGGGUCCUUGAGCAGGCUGGUUUGUAUGUAGCAGUUGUUUUAUAGCCUUUCCUAUCUCUCAAGAAUUUCUUCCGGCAGGCUCCCUAUCUCCUUAAAUUUCUAAAAAACUUGUUUUUAGGAUUUGCUAAGAUUCCUGGAGAAGGACAAAUUAAACAACGAGUUUAAUUCUUUGAGGGCUGCAAUACUCACGCUGCACGAAAGGUAAGCCGAAUAACAGAUCGCUUUUAAGGACAAGUGAAUAUUAAAAAAAUUCUAGAAACACGAUCGAUUCUGAGAGUGUUUUGAAUUCCCAGUAAGACACUGCCGUCCUUAAAGCGGGGUACGACUGCAUUCAAAUCUCAGACUGGUUAAAAUAUGACCAGCCCAGUUACCUGAAGCUCGAUUAGCGUUAACCUCGGGUUCAAUUUUAACCCGUUUUUUUUCUUUUGUUUAGAAGCAUUUUCUCGGAUAAUUUUUCCUAUUCCUUUAAGAGCAUUCAAUUAGCAAAUUGCAGACCAAAGGGAAUUAAAGUGAAUUUGCUUUGAAAGCAUUUAAUUCUAAAUUACAAUUUCGCACUAGUAACCCUGGGUUAUUGUACGACCGCUUUUAACAGCUGGGCAUUCAGGUGUGUCUCCGUGGCGCAAUCGGUUAGCGCGUUCGGCUGUUAUUCUAUUCCAAGAGACCGAAAGGUUGGUGGUUCAAGCCCACCCGGGGACGACCUAUUUUUGUUUUUUUUCCUUUUUUACCUCUUUGUUCUUAGUUCUGACUUCUUUAUGUUGUGAACAACCUCAACCGUAGUGUUUCUUGAGUAUAUUUGUUAGGAUUUGGUCAAAAAUCACAAAAUUAAAACUGCAUUUCAGUACAUGUCACGUGUGUCAGUACACGGAGUACGGUGAAGUAAAAAUCGCAUCUGAACUUUCCCAUUGUCUUUUUUUUAUUGUUUGUUUGUAUAUUUGCCGUUUUGUUAAGGUUUGGUUUGUUUUCUUUCGAAAUAGAUUUCCAAGCGUAGAAAAUACAGCGGAUGGAUUACCCUCUUCUCAAAAGGUGAUUAAACAAAUGUACUAAAUACCAUUUGCUUUUUGAUUGGUCAAUAUCUAUGAUCUGUCAGAGGUUACCCAGCAACGAACUGAAUCAGAUACGACGCGCGUUUUGAUUGGUCGUUACAUGUGAUCUAUCAUUUAGUACAUACACACGGCUUCCUUCCCGCCUUCUAAUGAGAAAAAUCGAUUGUUCACGCUCAUUAGAUUCAGCACAUGUGAUAUGCAACGUUUGAACCGAGCCUAAAGAAAUCUGAGCAAAACUAAUAGAGGUUCGUUAACUUAUAGGCGCCUGUUGUUAUUUAUUUCAGUUAUUGAUAUCAUGCACCCUCGUCCUUCCCGGUACUGAUACAACAAUAUUUGUGUGUCAUAGUAAUUCCAUUCCCCUCCCUUUUUUUUUCGUUUAGCGUCAAUGCAUAAUAAAGCACAAAACCCCCUGAGAAAAGGAGGUCCGAAACCACAGCGUCAAUGCUGUGGACCCUGGAAACAACUAGACAUGGUCAACAAAUCGACACAAACUCAAUGUGGUGGGAAAUAUGAUGGUCGAUGAUAUAGUACAAAAGCAAAAAGGAUACACCACUGAAACUUCUAUGCCUGGAAAAGCUGUUUCGAUGCUCAUUGUUCAGAUUAAAAGAACCAAUCAAAGUCAAAAAAGUUAAACUACGUCCAGUUCCUUUUUUGGGGGGGGGGGGAUGCCAAGUUGAUCAGUCGGACGACGCUAAACGGAGGAAAAAAGGGGAUGGUCUGAUGCUUAAAAGAAAUGUUGUGGCUAAGUAAUAGAAAUCAACUCGUAUCCUUAUCCCUGAAUCACACAGAACCGUCUUCACGCUCGGCGCAUGGGCGUUGUUGACAUAACGAUGAAAACAGAAGAAUAUAAGCCAAUCAGAGGAAGCGAUCAAAGUAAGUGUAUGUCUUAUUCCCGGGGGAUUGAACUUGGGAGGGAGGGGCUUAUUAGCCCGAGGAUUUUGGCAUACUCGUAGUUCCCUUCCUGAGGCGUAUUCAUGAGCUUGUCUGUAACAGUACGUUUAGUGGUCGCUCUGAUGCUUUUUCCGCACGUAUUCUUGCUGUGUUUGUGUUCUCUGUGUUAAAUGGCCUGGGUUACGUAGUAUUGCAAUCCUGCAGCGUACAUUAUUUCACCUCGAAACAAACAAACAACAGGAGUAACCAGUAUAUUCUUACCGGAUAUUUCGAGGAGUUUUGGCGAUGUAUGCCCGAAGGAUAUUCGAGGGUUAUUUUGAUUCUGACUCCUAAAGUGAUAAAAAUACCCCUAAUAGAUAUUAGAAUAUUUUUUUGUGGGUGUAGUUCAUUCAUUUUUAUCCCUUGAAGGUAACAGUUGGUUCCGGUCAUUUUUUAACAUGACAUCCAAACAGGUACCACACAGCUUUACAGCAGUCAUUUUAGAUUUUUAUCAUCCGACGUGAAACCAAUCCACAAACUUUACCCUCUUCGACAAGUACGCAAGCGCGCACGUCAUUUUUAUAGGGCUGUCAGUUACGUUUGCCUGAAAACUCAUUUUGCAACGGAGCGAUUUUUAUAUUUCCUUAAUACUAAUUUUUCACUUGAUUUACCUUUCAGACAUCUUCCGUGUUUUCUGUGCUGAUCAUACUUACACCACACUGGCAUUACCAUAUAAGGCUACUGCCCAGACCAUUGUGAACACUGCAGAGGAGCGCGUGUUGUUGGGAAAUGACUGCGUGCUAUGUGAAGUCAAAUCCUCGGGGGGUUUGUUUUAUAUAAAACGUUUCUUAUACGCUUUCACUCUCGACAGUGACCAAUUUGUUUAUAUUUUUCUUUUCUACAUUUUAUUUCUAUUCUUAUUGUCCUUGGGCAAAACGGGACUAGUAUCUCUGAGACAAUUUGCCUCACAGUGCUAGGUUUUGGCAAGUAGUCCUUUCAGAUGUUUUUCUUUCAAAAUAUCCUAACAAAUCCCAUAAUUUCAAAAAUUUAAUUUUAUGACGUCAUCACUUUAGGACUAUUAGCUUAGACUACUAGGAAAUGUAGUAAACUAUUAGACUUUUCGCGUUCUUGGGCAGAAACAUCAAGCUGUAGACCUUAUCUCUCUCACUAACUCAUGAAAAUUUCACAAUAAAAGGUGAUGUUAUGGUUCGAAAAACCUAGGUCAUUUAUCACGCCUGGGACUUUAGGUCAUGAUAGGUGUAGCAAAGCUGUUUUACAAUAACUGAGUGUUUUUCGCGCGCUGAUUAGUACAGAGCUUGAUGAAAGUAUAUGCCAUGGAGAAGGGAACGUAAGGGUUUGCGGUGAUGCGGUUUUGCUCAAUUUUUGGUCCGGUUUGCUGCGAUUUUCUUAUUAAGUUGCGGUAUAGCGGUUUUACAAAACCAAGCAGUUUGCGGUAUUUAGAGAUUUUCGGGUAAUUUGAGUGCGCUUUGCGGUUUUCUUAUGUCAUUCUGUGUGAUGUUUAUACGAAUUUCUGUGCGGUUUUACGGUGCUCGUACCCCCUUACGCUCUCCUCCACGGAAAUGACGUAAUGCGUUUUGAAAACUUUGACGUCACUUCUAUGGGCGAUAAAAGUUUUGACCAUAGACAAUUGUUGUCCAUUUGUUAAGUAGCACCCUUAACGAUUACAACGGAGGUGAAAACCGAUACCAACUGCGAAGGUAUUGUGAUUAUUUUUACCUGAAGCCAUGUCUAACUAUAUUGGAAAUUGUUUUCUAGAGCGCAUACCAUUAAAACCAAACGAAAUAUGUGUUACCACGGGCCUAAGCGUCAACGGGAGACUGUUCAUCGCACCAAGAGAACAUUUGGACUCACUGGUCAGUAUAUAGGAGAACUUUAGCCUUUUCUAGGCGUUCAGAUAUUGCCGGGAGAAGCCAAGUCAGACAAGGGGGUAGGGGGGGGGGAAUCAGGAGAAACAGAGGGAGAGGGAGAGAGUAGGGAAUGUCGCCCUCACCUCCUACCAGCCCCCUGGCUGUUUUUCAUGCUCAUAUUUAUUUGCGCCGUCGACGAUUUGAACGCCUGGAACAGGUUAGGAGAACUUGGGCUUCAGUACCGUAAACAUUUCUUGCGAGUUUGAGAAAGUUUGUGUAGUUUGUAGUUUGUGAGCUUGUGAAAUUUCGAUGUCUCUGGUCAAUUAGCGCUGGGAGCCCAAGGUUUAGUCGCGAUAUCUUCAGUUUUACCAUAAUACCACGCUUUGUAUUUGGCCUAAGACUAUCGCAACAACUUUGCAGGCAACAGAAGUAAACUGAAAAAAACUCGUAGUGCGAUAUCUUUGUGAAUUGAUUUCAUACGCAAGUUCUAUUGUGAUUGUUCAGUGAAUAUUCUUGGUUUUAACUUUAAAAACAUCAAAUUCUGUUCCAGACUCCUACUCCUGACCAGGAAGGGCCAACAUGCAGUUCUCUAGCAUUCCUUGAGACAGUCGGUUCAAAAGAGCUGGCUUUCUUCAUCUCACAGUACGACUACGAACUGUUUAAUGCAGUCAAUGUCGUAAGUAUCCAUAGCAACAGAAAGAAGGAAAGUUAAUCUUAAGUGUGCCUCACUCUUCAAAGGGAGGUAUUGGUCUCACGACUGUUUACAAUGUAAGGUAUAGCUCCUUAGAGACGAGGACAAGAUUUUUUCCACACUAAGUAGUGCGCACGCGUGAACAGACGUCACGUGAAAUAGCGCCGUGGUCAUUCCACUACGGUUUUUAGCGAGAAUAGUGACCUUAAGCGUGCAACGACGACGACGACGGCAGUGAAAACAUCACUAAAAAAUUAAUUUAUGUCCUUUUAAACUUUAUCGCCUCUAUUUGGAACUACUGAAUUCGUCAAAUGUAGGCGAUUUUUUCUUGAGUUGAAUUCUUAAGGGCUUUAUCCAUGUUCAAAUAGAGAAGGAAAAAUUUGUCGUAGUAUGUCCACGUCCUACAUAAAACAUCGCAUUGGGAGGCUUCACGUCGUAGUCGUGCAGCGGACGUCAAAGAAAUGUACUAAAGAGCGUGAUGCACGUGCAGAGCGGUUAUUUUGCUCAUAAAACCAAUUGUUUUUUGACGUUGUUGUCGUCGUCGUAGUCGUCUUUGCUUAAGGUCCGUAAUAUCGUAGCUGGAAACAAGUUACCAAAUGUUAGUAGUUUUAUCAUUUUGCGAUCAGAAGAGGGCUUAAACGCGUUCAAUUAAAAAAGAACCCUGUUGAUUUUUCAGUUGAAAAAAGUACAGUGAAGCUUCAUGUGAUGUAUAUUUUUUGAGAAUAAGCGAAAAAUUUUAAGUUAAAUCUUUUCUUAAUUAGUAGUCGUCCGCGUCAGCGGAAGUAAAGGUCUCUAAUAUAGUUCAUUUAGUUCAUUUAACCCUAUUCAGACUGGGGGGCUUUUCAAACCCCCCCUCAGGCAAAAUCGUGAUAACUCCUACACCGAAAGAGCUAUGACGUUCAAAUUUUCUGACUUUUCCUAAAAUUUAUCUAGGAACAUUUUGGUAUAAUUACCAUGUCCAUUUGAUUAAUCAUGUUGCCAUGGCAACCAGUUUCUGACACAUAGGUUUUGGAAAAUUUAAAAAAUGGUGAUUUUUGUGUUUUAAGAUCGCGUUUUUACACUUAUAGUGCUUUUUGUUGUUAAAAUGGUCUUUGAUUGGGACUAGUUUUUGAAUUACAUCAAAAUGUUUCAACACCGAAUAUUUGGGGGGGGGGGGUGGGGUAAAAUUUGUCACUUUUUUGCUUUGACAAAUAUGCUGCUCUAUUUUCCAAAUAACACUUCCAAAGUCAUUUGUUUGGGUAAUAAACAUUAGUUUGAUACUUCUUUUAUACAUUCUGAACUUUGAAAGUUGCUUUAAAUUAUAAUUUUAACAAAAAAUCGGAAAUCCAAGAUGGCGGACAAUCAUUUCAAAUUUUAAAUUUAUUGCUUCCUAUUGCUUUUUCUCGCUGUACAAGUGUUUCUUUGUUACUAGUUCAUAAGAAAGGAUAACAAAGAGAUGACUUUACCAAUAUUAUUGAUAUUUUACGUAUCUAAGUGGAAAAAUAAUAAGAAACAUUGAAAAAUCGGAAUAUGACGUCACUGUGACGUCAUCAUUGGGCGUGGCAAGUCAAAACUGGGUGUGGGGCUUCUUUGUACGGAGAUGAUCAUUGUGUGUAAAUUUCAUGACCCUAGCAUUAUUGGUUCCAGAGAUACAGAGGGGGGCUCCGAGGAGCCCCCCCCCAGUCACAGAUUGACCAAAAAAGCCCAGUCUGAAUAGGGUUAAACAGCUUCGAUAGUGAAGAGAAUUGUAGCCGACCAAUCUAUGGCCACAAUUUAGUUUUAUACCCAAACCAAACCCUUUUUGGGGUAUAUGAAGAAAAGACGACGUUGAAUAAUAACAGAAAGGCAUUGCCGGAAGCUCGGAAUCCCAGCUUAGUGUGUUCGUAGAUUCUCUAAACUAUUUGCGUCUACAAACCCAUAUUCUGAGAUUGCUGGUUGUUUUGUCUUAUUUGCAGUACGAAUUUAUCUAUCACAUGUAUGGAAAAGAGAAUUACAACCAGAUCACUGCAAACUUAGACCUGUUACUCCAAAGAUUUAACGAGGUGAGACAUUUUCAGUUCAGUAACUAAACUUGUGACUGGAAAAUCGGAAAGCAGCUGUAGACCUCGAUGAAAUUUGUUUCUUUGUUUUUGUUCUUUCUCAGGUUCAGUUCUGGGUCGAAACGCAAGUUCUCCUGACUCAACAACUCAAUAAAAGAGUUUACUUGUUGAAAAAAUUCAUUAAACUGGCUGCACAGUAAGUUUUGUAAAUAGUCAAUAAAGACGCAUCAUCACCUCUCAUUGCAUGACGGGAAAGAAGUAUUAAUUGCUCCUUCCAUUCCAUGGCCAGUCAGCGGUCCAUCUGCAAAACUCAUAUUCGGAGACUCACGCCUUCAAGAAAAUAAGGGAAUUCAGGGAGUCUUUAGAAGGCUAUGUUCACAGAUACCAGAUAGCUUUCUGUGCCGGAACAUGCAAAGACCUUUCCGUUAUAGUAUGAAUGGUAACCGCACAGAACUGGAACAAGUUGUCCAGUCACACACAUCCAACAUUGCACCGGAGCGGUUGGCCGAGAGGGUCUGGUGCACUAAAUCCCAGUCCUCACUCCUGAAUAUUUACUUCCGUCUCAGCGGAUUCCAGUCCUCGCUCCUACUUAUUCACUUCUGCUACGGUCCGAAUACCUGUUUACACUACACCCAAGAGUGGUACAGAAUCUCUUCGAUAUGUGACUCUCCACUUCAGACACCGGUGCGGCGCAGUUUCACUUACAGAAAUCGCGCCAAGAUAGGAUCAGUUUGGGUUUCUAGAAAACUACCCACCUACCCCUCCCCUAAGCUAACAUUAACACUUACUUCUCACUUAGGGUAAAAUGAUGGCUUAGGGGAGGGGUAGGUGGGCAGUUCCCAAAAACCUAAAUUGAUCCCCAAAAUCACCGUUGUUGUGUGAACAGAAGCCCUAUCUGGUAUGUUUUUUGCGCUUGCGUACGAGCUAUCCGGCAUAGUCUGAACAGAGCUGGGGCCAACAUUGCCAGCUUUCUUGCCUAAUCUCAGCAAUUUCUCUCCCGGCCCUUCCUUGGGAAACUGCCCCCUACCCCUCCCCUAAGACAUCAUUUUGCCCUAAGUGAGAAGCAAGUGUUAAUGCUAGCUUAGGGGAGGGGUAGGUGGGCAGUUUUCUAAAAACCUAAAUUGAUCCGAAUAUUUUUUAGUAAUUUAGAGAAUUUCUUUUUUUCGCGGAAAGGAGGGAGUCCACUUUGACGUUAUGACAAUAAACACCAACCCUGCUAUUACAUACUUUGAUAAUUUAAGUUCCACGGUCAACUGAUUAUCACUGUGUAACUGUUUCUUUACUACUUUGUAGCUGCAAAGAGUAUAACAACUGGUAUUCUUUCUUCGCUAUCGUCAUGGGACUCAACAGUGUUGCAGUUAGCCGGCUGACACAAACUUGGGAGGUAAGUAUAUCAGUAUCAACCACUUUCCUCACUCAACUCUCAUUACUGCGGCCACCCUCAGCGUGCCGCUAGUUAGCAUCUUAGGCCAUUUUUAGGUUGAGUGUGGACAGGAGCAGAAUAGGAGGAUAUCACUUCAUUCAGGGGCCAUUACAAAGUGUGCGUAGCAAACCAGGAAAACUGGGUCAAAAUUCGUCCCCCAAGCAUUCAUAUGGUGCAAUUCGACAAAACAUCGACCAGGACUCAAGCACAAUCUCUAAGUAGCCAGCAGCUCCAGAAUUAGGGGAUUCUGGUUCUAGCUUCGGUCCCACUUGUCACCCGAAGUUCAAUUUCAUCAAUUUUUUUUUUACCGCGGGCAACGCUUGAAUCGGUAAGAAAAAGUAGUGCCUGAAGUAUGAACGCGGAGAGAAAAGGACUUUCAAGGUGCCGGUUAAGUUGUAUCAGUUAUAUUCAAACCGGUCAGUUAACGUUUCGAGCGAAUUGUCAUCAAAAUUCGUGGCUGGUAAGUUCCAUUUCGGAAUAGCGUUUAUCAUUCGUAUAAUUUUUCGCUUCCCAUUUACCAAAAAUGGUAGCGAAAGCCUGAAUUUGGUAUCAAAGGUGUGUUAAAAGAAAGAGGACAUGAGUUUCCUGUAAAUCAAAAAUACCGGGCCUCAAAGGAGUCCCUAUUUUACAACGAUGAAAGUAGCAGUUUUUGUUACAAAUACUGUGCUGCUGACACGUAAUAAUAGUCUUUAACAUUGUUUCAGAAACUACCUGGAAAGUUCCGGAAAAUAUUUGAGGAGUUUGAAAGCACUUUGGUGAGGGAUUGAUAAUUAAUUCAAUUUCCUUAGUCUAGUGCGCUUUUAAUUUUUGUCAACUCUUGUAGUUCUAUUUCUUUCCUAAAUAUUUGUGUCCUCUGCAAAGACUCCGUUAAAUACGUGUUCACCUUCAAAGCCAAUUUUUCCUACAUUGACUAUUUACACCAGUGAUCUUAGCUUUUUAUUUAAUCUGCUCGUGAUCAUGAAUUUUCCUAUUAACUUUUUUCGGGAAGUUGAUUUUUUUUAAUAAUAUUUCUCCCCUUAGCCUCUUUGAUUUGCUAUUAUUCGAAAGAAUGGUCGACAGCUAAAAAUUACUUACUGGCUUCGAAAGUAGUGACCGUUUUCAUAAACCUCUGAUGGACCCUUGGCAGAAUACGGUCAAAUGAUAGGUCAUGGUACCAAAAACAUUUUGCUUGUUAGCAAAUUAAACGACGCAGAAGGGCAUGAAAAAUAAUAAGAGAUUACAUCAUUUAAAAAGCUUAUAUCCUUUCUUUUUAAGGUCCAACGGCGUCGUUUUGCCAUCCAGCGAGGUGUUUAUUGUUACAGUAAUAUGUGACCUUGCGACGUGACCGUAUUCUGCAAAGGGCCUAUUAAGUCGGAAAAACAGAUUAAGUGUUGAAGGAAGACAUUCGAAAAGGCUAACCUUGCCCUAGCAUGACCAGACAGAAAAAAAUGCGCAACCUCCUAGAAUGCAUUUGAACAACUUUAUUAGCACUUCAGAUAGCCUAAGACAAAUGAGGCUUUCUUCCCGGUCUUUGAUCUGUGGGGUCCUGUUUACAUUAACGCGUUUUAAUGUCCAGGCGAAUGAUGUUCACAUAAUGGGAUCAAAGUAUUUUUGAAAAAUAUAUUUUUUAAAAGCUGUAGGCCUUGGAAAUUUAUCACUUAUGUUACUGUUUCAGCUAGUUUAUUUAGAAAGAGAUACAAACGAAUUUAUAUAUAUUUUUUUUCUAUUUAGGAGCCGUCCAGGAACCAUCGAGUUUACAGACUUUUAGUGGGUAAGAAUAACUAGAUUGUUUUAUGAAAAAAAUUACAUCAAAAAGACAGAUAUCUUCAUUUUAGGUAAAAUUUUAUUUUCUCAGUUUAAUUUCCCCUGAAUUAAAUUACUUUGCAGGAAAACUGAAGCCUCCAAUUCUUCCAUUUAUGCCACUGCUGAUGAAAGGUAUAUCAUUAUUAUACAGCCUUAAAAAUAAACAUUACCAUGCAUGACAGUUGUAAGAGAGCAGUACGGUCAAUCACGUAAAUUUAGUUAAUUCUGAGUACUGAAUAACGUUUUGAGCCACAAUGGGUCAAAAUUUUGAAAGCAAAGUUAGAUACAGCCUAGUCUCUAUGCGUUACAAUUCUGUUACAACUGGACCGAGUGGAACGAGCAAGGUCAGCAAAGAAUUCUCUCGCCCACUCCUUCCCCGACUUCGCGCAGACAACUGGGUAAGAGAGAACGUUUAGAGACUUGGCUGGAACAGGUGCACAAACUGAGAUGAAACAAGUUUUUUCUCUAUUAGGCUAUGUAGUUGAAAAAGAAGAUGUAGUUGCCAUUGAUUUUCAUAACAUGUAGUCUUGCAGUUUUCUAAUAGCUGGACGAGUAUUAAAUGACCAAGAACAAAAGCCGGUAAUGUUUCCGUUGCGGAGAACAGCGAGACUAGUAGUCUCAUUGCGAUUUUGAAUGAGAUUACGUAUGUUUUCAAAAAAUGUUUCUGAUGUUGAGGAGGUUUAAUAAUUCUCCCAAAUUUCUGCGUAAACUGUACGAGAAUUAUAAAGCCAUGCUGCCUCGCAGAUACACAAAUUUGCCCCUAAACGGCCAGUAAACUCUAAUGACCAUUUAAAUUCCUUAUUUGGUUUUAGACAUGACAUUUACCAAUGAAGGAAACAAAACGCAAUUUGAUGAAUUAGUUAAUUUUGAGAAAAUGGUAAGUUUAACUUGUUCUCUUGGCGUUAACGCUGCUUAAGGAUCCGCCUUACAGAUUAAAUUUAAUGAGAAGGUCAGUUUAAUCAAAAUGCUAACCGCUCUCGCGACUGGAGCCAGUUAGUAAUAAAACAUUCACGCUUUAUUUAGUAGCUUUGAAGAACGCACAUAACAUCCAUAAUAAAGAACUGUUAAUAUGGACUUUUUAAUUUUAUUUUAAUUAGCGGUGCCCACAAAGAGUUUCGUGUUCCAUCGCUUUGCCGACCUAUCGUUACAUUUUUUUUUUAUUUUGGCAAUAAAAAAAGAUAGGACUCCAAGAGCACAACAUCUUUCGUUCUGUUAAAAGACGCUGCUUUCUUCUUUUCAUUUAAUUUACAACUUAAUAAAGGCUGGUUUAAUUUAUUCAGGUUAAGACGGGUUUCUCGUAGAAAAGGGCAACGACACAUCUCACUGUCGUUUUUUUCUUUUCCCGGUAGUUUGAACAUGCAGCUUGAUCGCCAGCCUAGUUAUGAACUUUGUUCCUUUUCUUCCUUUUUUUGUUUUUUGCUCCCACCGACUUACCGAGUGACCUACCGGGAGAACGCGAUUGAUCGAAACUUGUACUUUUUCUUUUCAGAGAAUGAUUUCCUCUACACUUCGACUAAUCCAGUACUGCCGCAGCGAACCAUUCGGUAAGUAAACCAAACCAUAAGGCUACGCCUAGAUUGAAACAUAGAUUAACAGGCCCUUUCUUAUUGGGUUUAAAUUACGGAAUGCUACAUCAAUUCGCCGGUGCAGAAAGAAGCAUUAAAGUGAUUGCUGCUUUUGUAUGGCUGUUUGACGUAUUGCUAAUUCCACACUCCAGAAACCCGAGGGAGAAAUGGGUAAACGUUUUCGGCGCAACGAAUUCUGGGAUCGUCUGGGUGGACAAGCAUUAGUUCUGAUUGGUCGAUAGUGUUCAAGGAAACCAUUAACUAACCAAACCUAACACUUAUCCACUCAAACGAUCCCAAAAACUGCUGAGCCGAAAGGUUGUACCCAUUCCUCUUACAGUACAGUUCUGGAGAAGGGGAUAGUGGACGCGCUUUGAAUUAUGGAAUUAAAUUUUAACAUUUUCCUAUUGAUUUGUUCGCAGCGGCAGAUCCACCGGCAUCUUCUACCAAAGUUAUUCAAGAAAUAACUAUUUUUGUAAGGUAAGGAAGUCUUUCAGUACAAUUUUCAUGGAAAUUACAUGUGCAAAGUUUUGAUAUACGUAUCAUGAUUAAAAAUGAAGGCAACGAAUGGACUGCAGAUUGUCAUUAAACUGUAGUUCUUUUUAUUUCAGUUCUACUAUAUUUAAGUAUUAGUUCUUACUCAUAGCAAGAACUCAUUUGUUGUAGAUUGAAACAAAGUGCCGGCGCCCUAAACGUUCAUCCUUUCAGUUGUGACAUAAGAAUUUGUGGCCAAAUUUUUCUAAAAAAAAAAAGGCAGCAAGUUUCCGAAACAACACCCAUUUGGCUUUGUGACCGAAAAAAAAAAUUAAGUAAGAAAACACAGGAAAAAUAGUCGUCCCCGGGUGGGCUUGAACCACCAACCUUUCGGUGACUAGUCCAUUCGGACUUAACAGCCGAACGCGCUAACCGAUUGCGCCACGGAGACCGCUGAACAUCUAUUUGGGUGCAAAUGACAUUUGGGCUUUUACGCUCUUUCUAUCUAGACUCGUUCCCGCUGCAUUCCAGUGGGAAGUAGACCAAAUGAUGGCAAUUUUAGCAAGAAUGUACUUGCCUGUUUGCAGAAGCAUUCAAUUUUUUAAACAAUAACCCGAAAACAGAAAAUAUUGACUUAAUAAAAGGAAUUUGGCAAAUUUCCUUUUUUUCUUACCUUUUUCUUUUUCUUGUCUCCCAUUAUCAUCAUCAUCAUCUUUAUUAUUAGUGGACAUUAUUAUUAUCGUUAAUAUUAUCAUUAUCAUUACUAUUAUUAAUGAUAUAAGCUAGACAGGUUUACUAGCGACGAUUAUGGCGUUUAGGAUUCUUUAUAACUUGUGUUUUCAUAGCCCUUUGUCUCGCUUUUGUUUCCUAGGAAUCUUCAAGUGAUUGACAACCAACGUACUCUCACCCAGCUCUCUCACAGAUUGGAGCCCAGGAAAACAUAAUACUACUGCAACAUCCGGGAAACUGAACGUGCAGAACGGCUUUGAAAUCGAUUAACACUAACAUUCUUUACUUGCACUCUUUAGUAACUGAAACACCAAGUAACUAAAAAUUAAUAUUUUAUGUAUGUCUCUAGCCGGAUUUUUGAAAACGUUUGCGCCAAAUAUACCCCCUCUUCCGUCAAACAGUUUUUCUUUUCUCGGUCUCUAUAAGUAGCCAUUAUGAAAACUAGAGUGCAGCCAUUGCUUGUUUCCCUUCUCCUGCUUUCUUCCUUCUCUCUCCCUCUUAAUUUAAUUCUCCUUUCCUUUUCCUUCGCAAGUGUGAUUUUCGAGCUUAUCGUUUUAGCCCUUUUUUAAUCAAGCUGCAAAUUUUGCUGGGUUCGUUUUCAAAUAAUCGGCGAGAUAUAUUUUGACAUGAAGUCCUAUCGUUUUGAGGAUGGCAAUGAAGCACUUUUCACAGUGGAUUCAAGCGCCAAGAUUUGUUAAAGGCGAAUGUUUAGUAACAGGUUUUUCCGCAUUAGUAACGCUUCCCACGGACUAAAAAUUUCACUCUCACUGGAUCAUCAUCUGAUAUAACUGGAUCAUCAUCUGAUAUAUCUGGUCCAUUUGAGUGACGUGAACACACGAGGACGACCUCCUUUCUCCUUUUUUUGUUUUCACUUGAAUGCAUCUUCUUAAAAUUCUAAAAGAAAUCACUUGCUUUUGGCAAAUUGAGUGAGGUAAAGUAACCGUAAUGAAGUUUGAAAGAACUUAGUCUCGUUUUUACUGCCCUCGCGACUUUCGCGGUUGCGUGAGCUCUCUUAACAAUGACGAGGUACACGCAGAUAAUAAUUCACUUUUGGUAGUAUGUAGAAAAUGCUUGUUUAGGCACGUGUGAUUGGUACUCUUUUGCCGCACAAAACCUUGGAACAUAGAGGAAGUGUGCAGUGGAGAAGUGCUUCUUGGUGACAUCACCAUGCAGUUUAAGUCGGGUCCAGGCUUCGGGCAAAUAUAAAAUCCAGGCAUGAGUUGAAGAUCAGAGGAAUUAAAAAGAAAACAUAUAAAAGGCCCAACGUUCUGUAAAUAUUCCAAUCAGGGUUGCUUAUUUUGUUCAGAUGAACGUUAGACCCUCUAUGAAAUAACAUUUAUUAAAAAAUGAAUUCAUUUGUUUAAACUAAAGCGGCUCCGGCUUCUCAGAUAUUUUAUGACAAAAUUUUAUUAACUAUUCUAGUAUGGAGAUAAAAUGGAACAGAAACUUGUAAGACAAACUGUCUUCAAAUAAAAUAAAAUAAAAGUGCA